Molecule: messenger RNA, 763 nt
Organism: Brachypodium distachyon (stiff brome)
Lineage: Eukaryota; Viridiplantae; Streptophyta; Magnoliopsida; Poales; Poaceae
Product: avenin-3-like
Molecular function (GO): nutrient reservoir activity
Source: RefSeq, a predicted model, not a curated record
AAAACACAAACACAACAUCAAAGCUACCGUGCCAAGCAGUACCCAAACACCAAUCCACCAUGAAGACCUUUCUCAUCCUCGCCCUCCUCGCCGCCGUGGCGACCACCACCACUGCGCAGAUAAUUUUGAAGGAGCCACAAGAACAACCAUGUCAGCAGCCGACACAGCAGUACCCGUUCCCACAGCAGCAACUGGAAUCGUGCAGGGAAUUCUUCCUGCAGCAGUGCAGCCCGGCAGAGAUGGCACCGUUCCUACGAUCGUCGCAUAUGUUGCAGCAGAGCAGCUGCCAGGUGAUGCAUCAACAGUGCUGCCAGCCUGCCCAAAUCAACGUGCAGUCUCGGUGCCAGGCCAUCUGGGAGGUCGUGGAUGCUAUCAUCAGGCAGCAGCAGCAGCAGCAGCACCAACAACAGAAGGGGCAGAUCACUUCGCGCCGGUUCGGAUUCCGGCCUCAGGAGGAACAGAAGUGUGGACAGGGUUACUUCCUGCCCCAGCAGAUAGCUCAGACCCUACCGGCGAUGUGCAAUGUGUACCUCCCACCGUACUGCACCACCACCGCCGCUGAGCCAUUCGGUACCGGCAGCAACUGAUAAGAUAUGAGGGCUCUUGUAUUAGAUAGAUGGAUCACCGUUGGUUCAGUCGAUGGAUCAAUCGAUGUAGCAGCUGAGACAAAUAAAGUGUAAUGCAUGAUGCAUCGUCAUGUGUGACACCCACCCUUACUAGUUGUUGAAACUUUGGAAUAAAAGACAAAUCGAGUUUUUGUCUG